This is a messenger RNA of Ectocarpus sp. CCAP 1310/34, 582 nucleotides long. NCBI's taxonomy places the organism in Eukaryota, Phaeophyceae, Ectocarpales, Ectocarpaceae. The record is from the annotation of a GenBank genome assembly.
GCGGGAGCAGCUCGCUCGUUAGCACCUGAUGUUCGACUUGGCUUGGCUGAAUGCCAAGUCCGCAGCACCGCCUGACAGACGGGUCCCCCGAGUAUGAGCAUGGGAUACGGACAUCGCCACCGCUUUUGGCAGAGGUGCUGGAAAAUGCGGGUUGCCGCCUGUUCCUCGAAGCCAUGCGCAAAGCGGAAAAAAUUGAGGGGGCAAAUAGCAUAACCAUUAUCGCACCGAACGACGGCGCCUUCCCUUCAGCGGACGCGUUCGAUGAUUCUUCGUGGGGAUUACACAUCAUGGACGGCGCCUAUAAAAUAGGAGAACUCGUAAAUUUCAACGGGGGUAGGGUGCAGCCUCAGAGCCUGGAGCCAAAGCACGCUCUAAUCUUCCGCGUCGAGAUCGGGGGCCAUAUGGUGGCCUAUGUCUCCGGCGAAACCAAGCCAGCACGCCGAACGCGCAUGGUCAAGACGGAUCUCAUCGCCCGCAACGGAGUGUUUGUACACGUCGUGGACAAAAUCUUGUAUGCGGAAUAGUUUCUCCAGAACGGAGUUGGUUCUAUGCACGUUGUUUAAUCGUGAGGAAAUAGUCCUU